This is a messenger RNA of Pelobates cultripes (western spadefoot toad), 612 nucleotides long. Lineage: Eukaryota; Metazoa; Chordata; Amphibia; Anura; Pelobatidae. The record is from the annotation of a GenBank genome assembly.
AUGUCGGAGACGCAGCUCCCGCAGGAGGGUGAAUGGAGGGCCAUACUGCCAAACCUACUCACCAAAGCCGACUUUGAGGUCCUGUCAGACCGUCUAGGCCGUGUAGUAAGGGAGAAGGUGGCUCAGUUACGUGUCGGCCUGGCCAAUGUGGAGGCCUGUAUGUCGGUGGCAGACUCUGAGACCAGGGCAAUCCGCAGGGACCUGGAGCACACAAACUCGACUGUAGCUCACCAAGAAGCAGACAUUGCCAGCCUCACCACGUGGGUAGACGACCUGGACAACAGCGGCCGCAGACUGAACCUGCGCGUCCGCGGGGUUAGGGAAGGUGACCCAGCGGAACACAUACCUGACAUAUUAAAACGACUGUUCACCGUGGGGGGCCAGCAACUACCCAGACUAAGCCUAGUCAGGGCGCACAGGGCAUUGCGACCCAUGCCGGCACCAGAAGAACAACCUAGAGAUAUCAUAUGCUGCCUAGAAAACUACCAACUGAAGACAUUCUGCGCACGGCUCGCCGCAUGGGGACCAUACGCUUUGAGAGCCAAAACAUAUCGAUUUAUCAAGAUUUGUCCCGAUACACCCUGCAAGCCAGGAGAGCCCUACGCCCGGUAA